UUUCCCAUCUCGUCCAGGGUUCCCCGGCGGCUGCCCCCUACCAAUGGCGACGGCCUCCACGCCCAUGGCGACUAGCAAGAAGAAAAUGGCGUCGCCUCUGACGGACAUCUCCGACCACCUCCUGGAUGAGAUCUUCCUCCGCCUGCCCACCCCACAAGACCUCGCCCGCGCAUCUGCUGCAUGCACCACCUUCCGCCGAAUCUCCACCGACCGCUCCUUCCUCCGCUGCUUCCGCUCCCUCCACGCGCCACCACUCCUCGGCUUCCUCGACCGCGACGGCUUCAACCCAGCCCUGCCGCCUCACCCCUCCGCUCCCGCCGCCCAUGCGCUCGCCGUCGCCGAUUUCACCUUCUCCUUCCUCCCCUCCCGCCGCCGCUGGGAUGUCCAGGACAUCCGCAACGGCCGCGUCCUCCUCAGCCCCGGGCCCAAAAAGGGCGAGGAGCCCCUGAACUUCACGGAGCUUGUGGUAUGCGAUCCCUUGCACUGGCGGUAUCUCCUGCUUCCUCCAGUACCUGACUACCUAGCCGCUUCUCUGGACUCCAUGGUUCGCAGACCCCGGUGCUUGCCUUUACUCGUUCCCCUCAGCAAGGAGGAGGCGGCGGUGGAGUAAGAUACUGCAUUCAGAGUGAUUUGGUUCGCGCGUUACAAAACUAGGGUGGCCGCCUUGGUCUUCUCUUCGAGCACCGGACAAUGGAGAAUUGCUGCAUCCAAGGGAUGGAGCGAUUUGGCCAUUAGCACGCGCGAGUCUUCCAUGAUGUCAAAGUCCCCCUCUCCGUUUGUCCAAAGCCAUUAUGCUUAUGGCUGCUUCUUCUUCGACUGGGUGAUGUUCAGGUGGAAAAAGUUGCUAAUGCUUGAUACCAGGAUGAUGGAGUUCUCCAUUGUUGACCUCCCGCCUGGAAAAUGGAGCACGGAAGGUGUAUCCAUUGUGGAGGCAGGGGAAGGCAGACUUGGGAUGUUUGGUUUGCAUGGUGAAACUGCAUCUGACCUCAGCUAUACCAUUGCGUCGAACAAAGGCAAGAGUCCCAGCUAGUGGCAGAUGGAGAAGACAAUCUCACUAGAUUCUGGCUACAAAUAUUUUAUCAGAGGUGCAACAGGGAGGUAUUUGCUGUUGACGAGGACAGAAACACUGCCAAACUCAUCUCUGGAGAAUACACUCUAUGGAUAUUUCUCAUUAGACGUCAAGACGUUUCAGCUUCAGAGGGUUUGUAUGAAACAAUGUAAGCCACUUUUGUUGUUUGAGCCGCCACACGUAUAUACAAACUUCCCACCAUCGUUGUUGCCUUCAAGGACAAUAUGAAGUGGUAAACUUUCUAUGCACCAUGUUUAUUUCCUUGCCAUCAUAAUUAUCAGACAGAUUGUCUAAUUGAGAGUGUUUUUGUUGCAACUAUCAAUUCCUGUUUGGUUGAUUUAGUGUAUUUAUUUUCUUGGGCUCAUGGAAAAAAUAUGGAACAUAGUCCUGAAUUGUUGUCUUGUUUGUUCUGAUUGCUAUUUUAAGAGAAUGAGAUUAGUAAGAGAAAGAAUCUUGCACAGUAUGAGUAGCUUAUGCAUGAGUCCUGAUGGAAUCACAAAAAACACUAGAUCAUUGAUGAUCAUCUUCGAGUAGUAGUUUUGAUGGCCAGGGAAACGAAGGAAUGCAAGAGUAGAUCCAGUUUAACGUGGAUUCUUUUCACCUCAAGAAAAUUCAUUUUAGUCAAGCAGAGCUCAUUUUUACACUUCUCUUUUGAUAGGUAUAAGGAGUCAGAAAAGUUCUCAUUUAAUCAUUUUCACAUGGAUAGUUUUAUCUUGUGUCCUGUUUUCAGAUAAACCUCCAUAACUGGUAUGGUCACAACUAAGAUCCCGACUCACUGCUCUAAAUAAGAAUACCUUGUGCUCACAGGCCACUGAAACUAGAUUCCGUGAUGUUGUUUUUAUCUGAAAUG
Messenger RNA from Triticum aestivum (bread wheat), 1919 nucleotides. RefSeq lists its product as uncharacterized. Gene Ontology annotation, molecular function: protein binding. The transcript has a single exon. Lineage: Eukaryota; Viridiplantae; Streptophyta; Magnoliopsida; Poales; Poaceae. Bases 44 to 610 code for a protein of 188 amino acids. The record is from RefSeq and is a predicted model, not a curated record.